CGCGGCAACAGUGCACUGCGCAUGCGCCGAGAGCCAGCAGUCAGCAGUCACACAGGCAGGCGAAAAUAACCUGACUUCGUUGUUUCUCUGGUCGUCUCUAGAUUAAAAUCGUUGUUUUAUUACGUUUAAAACUCUGUGAAUUUGUUGCUUCGUAGUUUUAGGACUUGAAAAGUAGUGUAUUGUGAAGUGAGCUUUGUGUUUCGGGCAUAGAAUACCCGAACUUGAAAGUGUUAUUGUGAUUCGGCUGCGAGUUGAUGGUGGAAGGAAGCUUCUAGCCAGCGCCUGUGCCAGACUCCUACACUGAAAAACAUGGCUGCUGCUUUUGCUGUCCGUUCGCCGGCUUGUUCUCAGUUCAAACCAUCUGCGCUCGAUCGAAUUGCGUCCUAGCUGCAAUCUCAAUCUCUAACGAUUGAGUCGUCGGGGAGCAGAACGCAACUUGAAACAGUGUUUGCUAGCAAUUGAAAGCAGGUCAGGCGAUGUGCGCCGGUCGCCAAUAACGACGAAAUCGUGAAUGAACGGGUCUGUCUCCAUUGAAGUCGACGAACCGUGCCGUGCCACCUAACCUCUCUGCUGGUUCGCCCUCGCCCUCGGCACCGGCUCUUUUCCUUGCUACCGAGACGGUAAGACAUGAAACACAAACUCAACUUUCGCGAAAAAACGCUCACUAAAAUUCCAUUGGGAAGUUGCCACAGUUUAUUUUCAGUCCCUUGACCUGAACUCGAGCACCAGACAAGAAUAUGCUUGUAAAAAUUGAUUAGUAGCAAAUCUAGCAUAUCCUAAUUAUUUGACUCUUAUCAAAUAAUAGUGAUACAAUCACUUUUGCUCGAUAAAUAGCUGAGCAGACGUGUACCUCAAAGUGUUGUGAUUGCUUGUGAUAACAAAACCUAGUGAACCUGUUCAGCAGACAGAGGAUUUUCACAGGAGAUUCGUGGUUCAGCCGUUUUAUGAAGAGUGCUGACCAGAUCAUUGGAAAUUGAUGCACAUCCUAAAAGGUGAGAAGGCGGCGGAAGCGGACAAUGGAGCGACACAGGAGCAGGAGCGGCGGGGAGUAAGAGGGGGGGAGUUUGGCGCAUGGAGCGGCGUCAGCCAGUGAGGGAGAGGGAGAGGGAGAGGGAGGUGGCGAGUGUGCACCUGCCUUCGAGGACGCAGGCUGAGGCAGCCAGUGUGCACCUGCCUUCGAGGACGCAGCCCGAGGCAGCGAGCGCCGUGUCGCUGCAGCAGCCGAGGCCGCACGUUCAGCGGGCAGCCAACGAGUAUGUGGAGACACCGCUACGGGCGGCCAAGGCGCCGCCACUGCCACUGCCCCCCACUCGGCACCACCCCCACCAGCACCACGGCACCAGGGUGGUUGUCAAGCAGCCGCACAAGGAUGGGGCAGUGAGUAGGGGCGCAGGGGCAGGCCCCAGUGCCGGUGACUCGGACUGUUCGAUCAUCUGUGCCGAGUGUGGCAAGUGUCGGUGUGAGGCGUGUCGGCAGCCGCGACGUGUGCCCUCGCUAUGGCUGUGCGACAACUUUUGUCUCUGCUCGUCAGAGACUGCAGUGGACUAUGCCAGCUGUCUGUGUUGUGUGAAGGCGGCGCUCUACCAUUGCGGCAGCAAGGACGACGACUAUGACGAUGACUCGUCGUGUUCGGUGGACGACCCGUGCUCGUGUUCGCCGCACAGACGGACGUCACGCUGGGCGUGCCUCGCACUGGCCUCUGUGCUGCUGCCCUGCCUCUGCUGCUAUUGGCCGCUGCGUGGCUGCAGCAGACUCGUCGAGUCCUGCUACUCGGCUUGUUCGCAUCGUGGAUGCCGGUGCUCGCCGGCUCCACCCGCUGCACCCCACAACACGGCCUCCACACCUCUCUCCACCAGCACCAGCAGCGAAAAGAGGCUGCUACGGCCUCCAACCGACUACUAGAUCUGCUGCUGCUUUGUUCACUCUGUGAAUUUCUAGUGUUACCCUUAAUUUAUAGAUCGUAUAAAUAUUUAUAUAUAAAAUGAAUGUAUUUAUGUACAUUAUAUUCUCAUAAUAUAUUGCCACUGUGAGAUAAUAGCAUCAGUGUGGAUAAACAAAUAGCAAACCCACAAAAAAUUAUAAACGUCUAUUAUAAUUUAUAUAUAUAUGUGUAUGUAUUUGUAUGUAAGUAACUGUGUCGGUGUGUCUGUUGGAUGUGUGCGUGUGGGCGGUGUGCGUGUGCGUGUCAGAAAACCGUUUAAACCAAAUUAAUUUAUUAGUUAGCUAGCGCUAGGAGCAAGGGUCGGGCGGCUCGUCUUAAUCGUUGUCGAUAUAUUUGUUAAUAUUAUAUUGUAAAUUUGUUUUAGCCGCCCGUUCCCCCAAACUGAUUACUAUAGAUAAUCGAUUGUAUUUAUAUAAAUUUGUAAAUAAUAUUGCGUAAAUAAGGAUAUAAAUAUUUAUAGUUUCCUCAAAUGAACGUUGUUAUUAUUAUAUAUAUAUUUCCGAAACUAUAGAUUGUAGAUGUUUAAUAACUGUAAUAAAUUGAAAAUACAUCGAUGAUUCGAAAGGGAAAAGGUUGACAGAAGAUUUAGAUUAUGAAUUGAAUGGACGAUUAACUAAUUCUGCUAAAUUAUUGCUAUAACUACAAUAAAUCAAUCAAUAACAUAAAUCGAACUGUUCUGGCCACUGCAGUGCAUGGUCGCCUCACUUUAUAAGGCUGAUUCACUUUCAUUUUCCCUAUCAAAGAUAUAUUAUAAUCUUGUUGAAAUACUCUGAGAGAAAAAUAUUGUUCUGAUGUAAAAAUAUAGCUCAUAGUUUCAAUAACCCUCAAUUCUGUAUGGAUAUCUAUGAAUACAUGUUAACAAAAGCAUGUCAACACAAAUUGAUUAAUAAUUUCGAAUAAAAAUUUUAUUAUUUUGAAAUGAAUGAGUAUUUGAAAAUUUAACUCACUCGAACACAAAAGAUAAUAUCUACUGGCGUCAAUUCUAUACUAAUAUGUUUCCCAAUUUUAUUGCAUAUCCAUUAAGCUAAAAGCUUACGAUAUCCUCCAACAAUUUUAUUUCCAAUUUUUGUACCUCAGGUACGAAAAAUAAACCAUAAAUUUCAUUGUAAUGUAAUUUUCAAUAAAUACCGCAUCAGUUUUGCUAAUGGUUUCUCCUAUGAUAGCCAAAGUUUGUUGCUGGUCAAACAUCACCACGUAUGGAGUGAACUUGAAUGCUCAAACAUUUCACCUGAACUUGAAAGUCCAAUCAAAAGUUUGUGUCAAUUGUGUCGUAGUCGAUGUGACUGAGUUGCAAAUAGAUGUGUUUUAUUGUAAAUGCAAGAAUAAUUUCUGGCUGUGCUUUAUGUAAAGCAGAUUUAAUUUAAUGUGUUCGAAAUUGGAAAUUGUAUGUGGAAUCGAUUAUAUUGAGUGUGAAUCUCCAUUAAAAAUAGAAUACUCUAUUUAUACACUUUAUGUCUAAUUAUCUAUAAAAUUAAAAAGAAAAUGAGAUGAAAUAUAUACAAAUAUUUUUGUAAGAAAUUUCUAGUUGCUUAACUUCCCAUCACAUUUUAAAGUGGCAUGUUUCAAGUAUUAGCGUAUUGAAAAACAUUCUUGAUUCAAAUAGAAAGCAAUGAAUUUAUUAUUUAAUUAAAUUGUGCAUGCGCCGUUCUAAUCAGUUACUGCAAACUUAUUUUUUUUAAAUAUGUUAAUUUUUUGUAGCUAUAUACAAAAAUAUUCUGGAACUCCAAAACUAAAUUACGUAGAAUUCAUGGCCUGUUCUCUGAAUCUGGUCUGAGAUUGUUUUCUUCUUUCAAUUGUAUAGGAAAUGACAAUCUUGGAACAUGUUACUUUUACAAUGCACAAAUAAUUGCCACUGUGAACACCAUACUAAAAGUUAUUCUUCAACAAAAAUUUGAACUGUUACUCAAAUACUGUACAAAGUAAUACAUUUUUAAAUUGCAUAAAAUAAUAUUACAAAAUCAUGUUGAAUAGUUAUGUCUCCUAGUAUAAAGUAAGUGUUCUAAUUAUUAUAGUGAGGAUAAAACGUACCAGUGUUUAUGAAGAGUCAUGUUCAUGUAAUAGUUGUGAAAUAUUUUUUUGAAUGGUUCACAUGGUAUUGAUCACUCGACUGUUUACUGUAGGAUAAGAAGCUUUAAGUCAGUAAACGUGCUAGUAGAAUGAAAAUUCAAUCUUUUCUUACUAUAAUAGUUUUAGGUUCACUAACAAUAUUUUCUGAAAUUAAUAUCAGAUGACAUGCAUAAUAUUACCAGCAGUAAUGCAGCAUUUCCUUAUGUACGUCUAUACUGAGUUUCUAAUUAUUCAUGUACGUCCAUAUUUUAAAAAUGUUAUAGUUAGAUUGUACCAAGUAUUUCAAUUAAAGAAACCUUUCUAAUUGGUUCAUAUCUAUGAAUGUAAUCAUUCCAUCAAUUUCAGUGUAGUUGGAGCACGUUUCUAAUAAUAUCGUGUUUUAUGCUGUUACUAUCUGCUUUACAACCGCCAUGUCAUUAUUACCUACUAAAGUUCCACAUUUACCAAAUUCAGGUAAAACUUUGAACUGAAUAUGAUUGUUCAGUUAAUCUAGUCUACAUUUCGCCACCAUUAUUUAAUUUCUGUUUUCAAUAGUAAUAUUUUUCUCAAGAAACUUAUUCCAAAAUAUGAAAUUUCAUGAAUGGAUUUAUAGGAGAAAUUGAGGGUUGAAACAUUUUUCUCACGCACUGUUGGUGAUGCAAGAGUGACUUUUUUUAAUGGAACGAAAGUCUUCAACACAUUGAAUUUAAAUUCACGGAUAAAAUGUUUUGGCAAGCAGUGAAUGUAAAACACAUUUGAUUAACUCGUGUUUUGAUGCCAUAAAAUGGUAAUAUAAAUUUUAUUAAAUUAAUUGUUAGUUCGUUCAAAGAAUGUUGGAGCGUUUCAGUAUUAUCUAGUCUUCCGAUUUUUUUUAGGUUGAAUGCUGCAAAAUAUGAGAACGGAACUCUGAAUGUUUUGUAAGAAUGCUUUAUUUUAAUUACCAAGGAAGUUGAAGAAACUGAAUGGAAAAAUAUUAUCAAAUAAUUACUUGCUUAUUUAACUAUCACAACAUUCAAAUUUAAUUAUUGAUUUUUGUUACUCUUGGCCAUAAUUUCUUCUUAUUCCUUGGUAAUGAAAAUAACAGUGAUACUUUUUAUUUAUUUUUAUAUAUCUAUUAAUAUGUAAAUUGAUUUGAAAAAUAUUCUUUUGAUUAUCACUGUGCCCCUCAGAGGGUAAACAGAAUGUAAUUAUUAUCAAUAACCUAUCUGCUGUAAUUUGACAACAUUGUAGUUGAAAAGAUAAUAAUGCAGCUUUGUUUAUUUGUGUAAUUUGUAUAUAAUAUAAUGAUGAUCAUUAUUAUAUUGUAAUCUUGAUGAUUAUUAUUGUCUCAUAAGAAAACAAAUUCGAUGGUUAACAAAUAUAUCGUAACAGACCAAAUACAAAA
Molecule: messenger RNA, 5372 nt
Organism: Nilaparvata lugens (brown planthopper)
Lineage: Eukaryota; Metazoa; Arthropoda; Insecta; Hemiptera; Delphacidae
Gene: sty
Product: protein sprouty
Exons: 3
Coding region: 1072-1902 (276 amino acids)
Biological process (GO): animal organ development; negative regulation of MAP kinase activity; negative regulation of fibroblast growth factor receptor signaling pathway
Cellular component (GO): cytosol; membrane
Source: RefSeq, a predicted model, not a curated record